GCAGUUUCUAGUCAUUUCGUACGGCUGAAAGCUGUGCCAUUUGAAGCAAUCCAAAAUGACGACCAUGGAUCUGCGUGUCGGUAACAAGUACCGCAUCGGCCGUAAGAUCGGAAGCGGCAGUUUCGGUGAUAUCUAUCUUGGUACCAACAUCAUCUCGGGCGAGGAGAUCGCCAUUAAACUCGAGAGCGUGAAGGCCAAGCAUCCCCAGUUGGAAUAUGAAGCCCGUGUCUACAAGUCCCUCGCCGGCGGUGUCGGUAUCCCCUUCGUGCGUUGGUUCGGUACCGAGUGCGACUACAAUGCCAUGGUGAUCGACCUUCUGGGCCCCAGUCUCGAGGACCUUUUCAACUUCUGCAACCGCAAGUUCUCUCUCAAGACCGUGCUGCUACUUGCCGACCAGCUCAUUUCCCGGAUCGAGUACAUCCACGCCAAGUCGUUUAUCCACCGUGAUAUCAAGCCCGACAAUUUCCUGAUGGGCAUCGGCAAGCGUGGCAACCAAGUCAAUGUGAUUGACUUCGGUCUCGCAAAGAAGUACCGCGACCCCAAGACUCACUUCCACAUCCCUUAUCGUGAGAACAAGAACCUCACAGGCACUGCUCGCUACGCCAGUAUUAACACCCAUCUGGGUGUCGAGCAGUCGCGUCGGGACGACAUGGAGUCCCUGGGCUACGUGAUGCUGUACUUCUGCCGUGGCUCUCUUCCCUGGCAGGGUCUGAAGGCUGCCACAAAGAAGCAGAAGUAUGACCGUAUCAUGGAGAAGAAGAUGACCACACCAACUGAAGUUCUGUGCCGUGGUUUCCCCAACGAGUUCGCCAUCUACCUGAACUACACCCGCUCGCUUCGCUUCGAUGACAAGCCCGACUACUCUUACCUCCGUAAGAUCUUCCGGGACCUCUUCGUCCGUGAGUCCUUCCAGUAUGACUACGUUUUCGACUGGACUGUCUACAAGUACCAGAAGAACGCCGCCAUGAUCGUGGACGCUACCAAGAAAGAUAAGGACGACGAGCAGCAACGUCGUGCUGGAGGUGCUGCUGCCGCUGGUGCCAUGGCUGGCGGUGCGGCCGCCAAACCUGGAGCCAUCUCUGGCCAGCGCCGCAAGGUUAUCGACCGCGGUGCCCUCGACAACACUCCGGACACCAACCGUGCCGUGGGAGGGAGUGACAGGAUUCUUCGGCGCUAGGCUGCGUUCUGCCUCAAAGGGUGCUGCUUUAGGUGCUUAUGGACCUUCUGGUGGCCGUUCGAAGCGGGACGAUGGAACGGGGGCUCAAUGGUACUAAUCAUGUAGCACGUGCAGCGGAAGCAGGGUUCUUUGACAUAUCUUUCCGAUUGCCUUGUCUUCAGCGUGCUCACUCGUCAACCUGAGAAACCCGGAAUUCUCAUUGUCAUUCGCCAUGGACGCACAUCCUGCACUCGACUUCUCGGAUUUCUCUUUUCUCUGAAUCUCCAUUCAUUCUGCACUCUCUGACCGCCCUUCUAUCCCGUUUUCGAUCCAACUUCGACUUCAACCGUUUCGAUCUAUCAUUGUUUGUUCGCCUGCUCUCACCGUUCAUCCCCACGAAGAUAUUCUCAUCUGAUGGGUCUUCGAAUUGAGCUUGCGGCAAUCAUGUCGACUGCUUUUUCUAUUCGGAUUUCCUGUACCCGUUCUCACGGGACAGCCGAUCACUCAGUCUCGAAACG
Penicillium cinerascens is the source of this 1674-nucleotide messenger RNA. Its product is annotated as casein kinase 1 family protein. Gene Ontology annotation, cellular component: nucleus; cytoplasm. The transcript is spliced from 4 exons. NCBI's taxonomy places the organism in Eukaryota, Fungi, Ascomycota, Eurotiomycetes, Eurotiales, Aspergillaceae. Gene Ontology annotation, molecular function: ATP binding; protein serine/threonine kinase activity. The record is from RefSeq and is a predicted model, not a curated record. Gene Ontology annotation, biological process: endocytosis; peptidyl-serine phosphorylation; signal transduction. The coding region runs from base 56 to 1177 and encodes 373 amino acids.